AUGGCAAACCCUGCUGGUGUAGACAUUUCACGACUCGACUGCCACACGGCACAUCGAAUCAUGGUAGUCUCGGAUCAAGGGACAGAGCCGAUGCAUAGUAUUCGAGCCAAGGCAUCGUUUUCUCAAGCCUUCGCCUCCGCCUCCAUAAUCCGCGGUAGCAAAGAAAAUCGAUGCGCUCUACCAACCAAACGGCUCACUGUCCCACCAAGAGCGCCAUCGCCAUCAAGAAAACGUCAGUCCAUUGACGUCCUGACGACUUAUCCCGCCUCCUUCCUUCCUUCUACGGUGCCCACAACCUGGAAACCGCACCAUUCCGUGACCCCGCCAAAAGCACGCUCUCUCAUCCUUCGCGGUCGAUGUUCCGUCAUCGUGCAGCGCCCUUUCGUCUCGGAUGUCCAGCUGGUAUCUGUCGACUUCACGAGGCGGAAUGGGUGGGUCUUGGGAACGGACAGGCGAGGACGGACUGCGUGA
Letharia columbiana is the source of this 471-nucleotide messenger RNA. RefSeq lists its product as uncharacterized. The transcript is spliced from 2 exons. The record is from RefSeq and is a predicted model, not a curated record. Bases 1 to 471 code for a protein of 156 amino acids. Lineage: Eukaryota; Fungi; Ascomycota; Lecanoromycetes; Lecanorales; Parmeliaceae.